Dicrocoelium dendriticum is the source of this 1367-nucleotide messenger RNA. The record is from the annotation of a GenBank genome assembly. NCBI's taxonomy places the organism in Eukaryota, Metazoa, Platyhelminthes, Trematoda, Plagiorchiida, Dicrocoeliidae.
GCUUUUACAGUGUUUUUUUCUAUCAUGUUACGUUUUGGAAAGUCGCCCGGAAUUUCGGAAUUUCAGAUUGUUACUACAGGUGUUGACGAAAAGCGCAAGAAGUCGGGUAAAAAGUUCUCUAAACGGAAGGAUCUUUCCACGGAACCCAACUUUAAGAAACCUACACUGCAACCCGUAUGGACGGAUGACGAAGAUUAUGUUCCAACCGAAUACGUCCGUCCACCGCCUAUUUUUGAUAUUAACUCAUAUGUAUCGAAUCGCCACGAUGGCACCACAGAUACUGAUUUUGACAAUCCGGAGUAUGGUCGGCAGUUGACGGCUGUAUCCAACAUUCUCAGGGAAGACGAUUCCGGACACUUACCCCAGUCAAAAGCUAUCAAUAUUCGGCGGGUCUUUGAUGUUAAUCGUGAACGCGUUUCUAUGGGCGCCAUCGUUUCGGUCCACUUCAACCCGGUUUGCCAGAUGUGUCUCACCGGCAGCGCGGAUAGCACUUUGGCAUUUUUCAAGGUCGAUGGGACCGAGAAUGCGCUUUUGAGAGAUCGCGUCUUCGAAAACUAUCCACUUUCGUCUGCCAAAUUCACUCCUUCUGGGGAACGGGUUGUCUUCACUGGCAAUCGAAAUAGCUUCCGGAUAUAUGACCUUCAGUCUGGCGAGGAGACCCGUGCCAGUCCAUUCAUCGGGUCCAGUGUAGACGAUCUGCUGGUUCAAUGUGAGCUUUCAUCCGGCCAACCCAAUAUUGUUGCUUUGGGCACUACCAACCGAACAAUUUACCUCGCCGAUUUGCGGAGCUUGGAAAAGGUAUCCACGCUUUCUACAAAAGCUCCUCUGCGAUCCUUCUGCUUCUUAGAUUCAGGCGCGUUUCUGACCACCAUCGAUGCCUCGGGCUCAGUAUUCGUGUUUGAUCUCCGGAACCGCAGACCACGCGUUGUUCACCAGUGGAUCGAUCAAGCAUGCACUGCGGGGACGGCAAUUGCUAGUUCCUCUGAUGGCCGGUGGAUCGCUUGUGGGUCCGAUUGUGGUUACACUAAUGUGUAUCAGUGUUCCAAAACCAUGCAGUCCUGCACUCCGGAACCCGAUAAAUCUAUCGCAAACCUACAGACUGCUGUGGACACCAUUGCAUUUCAUCCGGCGUCAGAAAUGCUAUGCUUGAGUUCAUCUCAACGGUCCGCCUCUAUACGAUUGUAUCACUUACACGGCCGUCACGUGUUUGAUAAUUUUCCUGUCCGAACCGGCCAACUGUCCUCACCGACCUCAGUGGCUUUCAGUCCCAAUGGCGGAUACCUUUGUGUGGGUCAAAGCAACGGAAGGGCCGCAUUGUAUCAUAUUUUACAUUACAUGAACUAUUGAAAUCAGAAAAUUACUUGAUU